This is a messenger RNA of Lasiosphaeria miniovina, 1014 nucleotides long. RefSeq lists its product as uncharacterized. The record is from RefSeq and is a predicted model, not a curated record. The transcript has a single exon. NCBI's taxonomy places the organism in Eukaryota, Fungi, Ascomycota, Sordariomycetes, Sordariales, Lasiosphaeriaceae. Bases 256 to 906 code for a protein of 216 amino acids.
AGCAACGCCAGAACAGUGCUCGUGUGGCUAGGAGCUGGCAACGAAGACAGCGAGAAGGCGAUAUCGUAUUGUCACCGUACAGUAUGCAUCCCGCUGAAGUAUGCAAAGGGUUUUGCACUACCCAAUCCUCCAGAGAGGGGCAGGUGGGAAGCGUUGGUGAGGCGAUUUCAUCCUCAGCCGAAUGUCAAACGCAUGCUCAGGGAAGGUAAUGUUGCAAGAGCAUUUACGCAAGUGGCCUUCCACUGAUCACGAUAGAUGAUUAUAGAUUACCGUCUUUCCGUCGAGAGAGGGCUCAACCAAAUUACGAUGCAUCGAUAUUGGAGACGUAUAUGGACAGUCCAGGAAUUGGCUCUCAGUCGCCGAUCCGAACUCUAUAUCGGAGACAGCAGACCGAUAUCGCUCGAAGAGCUAAUAUACGGCUAUGACGUCCACGAGUAUUAUCCCGACGGAAAUUCCCUCUUGUACAACCGAGACCGCAAUCGUAUGGACCUCGAAUUCCACUUGGACAGUGCUCGCCAUGUCCGGGAGAAGGCCGCAUGGCACUCGUCAAAGUCGGUCCAGACUGCCGUCUCUCUAAUCGAAAAGAGUUCAACCGAUCCAAGAGACAUUUUUUUUGCGAUAAAAGCUAUCUACCCUGAUCUCCUUGGUAAGAUUGAGGUUAGAUACGACAGGAGCGCCGCAGACAUUUACACCGAGGUGGCGGCAAGUUUGUUCGAGGGGGUUUGGGGUACGGACAUGCUGGGAUGGAUGCUCGACACCGCAGGCAUGUGCUUGCCAAAGUCGCUGGCUAUUCCUUCAUGGGUGCCGGAUUGGUCUUCUGACGAGCAUCCAUGGUCGGAUUACAAGAUUAUCAUCCAUCGAGCUGCUGGCGAUUCCAAGGCUGCCGGGAUGCUCUCGGCCGACUAGCACGACCUCCAUCUGCUGGGCAAAGUCGUCGACACAGUCUACGAGCUGAUUGAAGAGCCAUUCCCGGACUGGUCGGCACGGGCCGUCGCCGUACAGACGGCUUUGGAG